Pseudophryne corroboree (corroboree frog) is the source of this 3977-nucleotide messenger RNA. RefSeq names its product ADP ribosylation factor like GTPase 5B (gene ARL5B). Gene Ontology annotation, molecular function: GTPase activity; GTP binding. The transcript is spliced from 6 exons. Gene Ontology annotation, cellular component: cytoplasm; trans-Golgi network. Bases 184 to 723 code for a protein of 179 amino acids. The record is from RefSeq and is a predicted model, not a curated record. NCBI's taxonomy places the organism in Eukaryota, Metazoa, Chordata, Amphibia, Anura, Myobatrachidae. Gene Ontology annotation, biological process: vesicle-mediated transport; intracellular protein transport; protein localization to Golgi membrane.
UCACACUCACGUCAGACGCUCAGUCGGUGAGGCGGUUGCCUUUAGUACAGCUGCCGGCGGAGGCAGGUUGUGGUUGUGUGCGACGGGUACUCGGUGCUGUUACUGCACGGUUUCCGUGGUGAGGGCGGAUGGAGCAGGCAGUCUGACACUCAGCAGCCGGGCAUUGUCCUAGAGCGGCGCAGCAUGGGCCUCAUCUUCGCCAAGCUGUGGAACUUCUUCUGCAACCAAGAGCACAAGGUGAUCAUUGUGGGACUGGAUAAUGCGGGAAAAACAACUAUUCUCUACCAGUUCUUAAUGAGUGAAGUUGUGCACACCUCUCCAACCAUCGGAAGCAAUGUAGAAGAAAUUGUUGUGAAGAAUACUCAUUUUUUGAUGUGGGACAUUGGCGGUCAGGAAUCCCUGCGAUCGUCAUGGAACACCUACUAUUCCAACACCGAGUUUAUUAUCCUGGUUGUAGACAGCACUGACCGAGAGAGGCUCUCCAUCACAAAAGAGGAGCUCUACAGAAUGCUUGCUCAUGAAGACUUACGGAAGGCAGCGGUUCUCAUAUUCGCGAACAAACAGGACAUGAAAGGGUGCAUGACUGCGGCAGAUAUUUCUAAAUACCUCACCCUCAGCUCCAUAAAGGAUCAUCCGUGGCACAUCCAGUCCUGCUGUGCGCUCACAGGAGAGGGGUUAUGUCAAGGCCUUGAGUGGAUGACCUGCAGGACCGGAGUGAGAUAACUUGCCACCAGCAGGACAUGGGAUGCUACUUACUCUGUGAACGCGUUACGAGUACUGUCAUACAUUACAACAUCUCCAUGCUUAAUUUAUAGAAACCUCAGACCUUUCUCUGAGCCACACUUGAAUCAAGUGACGAAACAUCAGGAAAAUACCUGAAAAGUGAAUACACUACAGACAACCUCACCAAGAACAAUUUUUUUCAUAAUGUUUUAUCAAUUCAUUUGUACAACCAGAUCAAUUACCGCGCACACUGCCGUUUUACAAAUGGGAUAUAUGUAGCUUUUUGUUUGGAUGUUUUUGUUUUAGUUUUUUUUUUUUUAAAUGGUUUUUAAACAGAAUUGCUUAAUGCAGACACAGGUAACCUGUGGUUCUUAAGAAACUGUGGAGCUAUUACCCACAUGCUGGGGACAGUAGUUCCACAAUGGCAGAGGAGCCAGAUCUGCCUACCUCUGGCUUAAUGGGUCAAUUUUUUCUUGUUUUCGUGGGAAUGGAGAUACUGCAACACUCAACUGUUACUUCAGUGUGCGAUCUCUUCGUCUCAUUGACAACGCAGCACAGCAUUGUACAGAACGAAGGCUGGAAGAUUGUUUUAACUACUGUACUACUGUUUGUGAUAGCUUUUUACACAAAGGAUAUUAUUCAGUAACUCAUAGCAUUUUGGACUUUUAUUUCCAUUCUAAAAGGUGCAAUUAAAUAUCUUACUCUUAGAAAAAUUCCUAAAACGUUUUCUUUUUAAAAAAAAUGUUUGCUCUGAUUGGAGGAAAUGAUGAUACGUUGUUUUUUUUUAAUGACCUUUAUAAACUGUAUACUUUAUAUAUAACUAUUUUACAACGCUACAUCUCCUGGUGUGUUUUCCUUACUAGGCAGACAGGUCAGCUAUUUUAUUUGUUUUUUUUAUUCAUUAUGGCUAGUCUUUUACAGGAUCAUAAAUAAGCUUAUUACGUUGGAAAUAAAACGGUUUUAUGUAACUUAGAUCAUUUCUGAUGAUUUGACAUGUGAUUUGCAUCUCUGAUCUUGCAAACACAGUUAUUCAGUAUACGUCACAUCUUCACUACAAUACUUUGCCGAUAAUGUGCCAUAGUUGUAAUAUGGAAGUUCUGCAUCAUCGUCAUCUAUUUUUCUGUUUUUAUUUUAUUUCUUCCUUUUUUUUUUUUAUUGUAUUUUGCCCACAAACCCCUACUUAUAACAGGGCUGCAGUUGGCUUCAUAGAAAUUAUUGUCCUAAGCAUUUACAAACAUGUUACAAUAUUGGCCCUCAUUCCGAGUUGUUCGCUCGCAAGCUGCUUUUAGCAGCAUUGCACACGCUAAGCCGCCGCCUACUGGGAGUGAAUCUUAGCUUAUCAAAAUUGCGAACGAAAGAUUCUCAAAAUUGCGAAUAGAAAUUUCUUAGCAGUUUCUGAGUAGCUCGGAACAUACUCUGCCACUGCGAUCAGUUCAGUCAGUUUCGUUCCUGGUUUGACGUCACAAACACACCCAGCGUUCGCCCAGACACUCCCCCGUUUCUCCAGCCACUCCCGCGUUUUUCCCAGAAACGGCAGCGUUUUUUCACACACUCCCAUAAAACGGCCAGUUUCCGCCCAGAAACACCCACUUCCUGUCAAUCACAUUACGAUCACCAGAACGAAGAAAAAAACCUCGUAAUGCCGUGAGUAAAUUACCAAACUUCUUAGCAAAUUUACUUGGCGCAGUCGCAGUGCGAACAUUGCGCAUGCGCAAUUAGCGGAAAAUCGCUGUUAUGCGAAGAAAAUUACCGAGCGAACAACUCGGAAUGACCACCAUUAUUCUAUCUAGGUGGAACACCAUCCUCUAGAACAGUGGUUCUCAAACUCUGUCCUCAGGACCCCACCAGGUCACGUUUUUUCUCGCCCAGCAGGUGCACUGUGUAACACCAACUGUCACAUUUUAAUAAUCCACAGGUGACCUGGAAAACAUGAACCGUGUGGGGUCCUGAGGGCCGAGAUUGAGAACCUGUGCUCUAUAAAUCAUGAAUGAUGUGUAAUGGAGAACUGAAGGAUAAAGCUUUAUAUCAAGCUCUGUCAACAGCGAGUAGGCCAUUAAUGGUUUUAUAUAGCUUUGUUUAAAUGUGUCUAGUAUAAGGGUAAUUAGUGACGUUGUUCACAGAAGCACGUUACCAAAGCAGACAAGAGCUUGGAUUGCUGACAAUGAAUGUCUCGUCUCAUUUUCACUGGUCCCAGCUUGGUCAAGAUAGCUGUGCCCAGUGCAUCCAUCUGUUCUCAGGGGUCAGUUGUCGGAGUGUCCAUCUCUCCUCCAUGGAACUAUAGAAGAGUUUCAUAUGUGCAUACCUGUAGGGGCUGCCUGGGGCUUUACUUCCACAAAUCCCACUGGUGACAUACCCUAUCCCCUAACCUUAGAUCUGGCUUGCUAACCUAAUAUACUAGAUAUGAAUACAUUGUUCAUAUGUAAUGUACUUUUCACAAUAGAAGGAUGAUGAAGGUUGGGAGAGGGGUAUUUUGGGCCAAGCAGUGUCAAUACCUAUUAUGCUUUGUUGCCACAAUUACUGCCAUUUUGAUGCCACUCUACAACGGGAAUAAUCUACAUUCGACCAGAGAUAUUCACCAUGCAUGCCUUCUGCUACUAUGGACUUAAUAUACCAGCAUGCCAGGCCACAGUUUUCAGGGCAUCAUACAAUUGUGGCAGGGCAUGCUGGUAUGUGUAGUGCCACAGCAGCUGUAGCGCUGCAUGUUUUGAAUACCCCUGUAUUAGACGGAUACAGAGGACAAUUAUUCUUAGUGCCUUUUAAUAUAAGCAUGGUGUAUGAGCUCCGAAUGUGUAAAUGCUUCACCACUUUAUCAAUGUUUAAUUACGUGGCUUUACAUAUUUAGCAGUUCCUUUUUUUUUUUUUUUUCCUUCAGUUCUCCAUUAUACAUAUAUACACUUGUGUUUUAUUUUUUAUUAUUAUUAGUAAUCAUAAAUUUUCCUACAUUUCUAUUAAGUUUUAAUUAGGUUGCUUGGAAUUGCAAACAAAAGGUCAAUUCGCGAUUGCGGCACUUGUGCUGUGCUUUAUUUCAUAUGGUAUAAAUAAGGUGCCUGAUUGUUGCCCCAUCCCACUCACCUGAGUCGGGCAAGCUUGCUAGUUCUCUAUUCAUUUUAAAAAUGAGGAUUUGACCAUAAAGUAUUGCACAUUUUGUCAGGUUAUGACAAUUAUGUAAAACUGUAUAUAUAAAAAAAAAAAAACUUUUGAAACCAACUUCUUUUUUUUUCCUUAAGUUACAAAUAAAUAUUUAAUGCAUUUUA